UGUUUGAGUUUCUGCUUCGCUUUUUCAUUCUAUUUACCCAAGCGUCUACCAUACUUAUAAAUAAAUAAAAACCAAAAAGAAGAAAAGCGGUGAAAACGGAAAUGGCCGUGCUUCAUUCAUAAACCAAACUCUUGGGUCGUCGUCGAGUCAGUGGCUCCUUUGCUUACUUACUCGGUGGUGGUCCCUCGACCGGUCGAUUGGUGAUCAACGAAACACAAAAAUAAAAAACCAAAAAAUAAAAGAAAAACAAAAAAAAAAAAACAUCAAGGCUACUUGAAAAACCUCGCAUUCAGUAUGCCGGAAGAGAAGGAGAAAUCUAGUAAUAAUCUUGAAAAUGGUCAGGCCACGUCCACAGCUCCGGCUACCGCUUCGCCGACAGCAACCGGCAAAUUGAAGCAUCAACGCCAAAAGACGCCCACACGACGGCGUCCUCAUGAUGAUGAGGUCGUUGCUGGAGGUGUUGGCAUCACCGGCGGCGGUGUGGUUAUCCUACCGCAGCAUGUACUCAACGAAUUGUAUCACAACUAUUCCAUUAAACAGCGACGUAGCGGUCUCAAGUGGUUCCUUUUUGCGGCCAUUCUAUUUAAUUUGUGGACCAUUUGUAUACCAUGGGAACAGGCAGUGCCAACAAGAGUGGUCAACUGUUGCAUGCUGGUAGCAUAUUUGGCUUUAACCGCUCUCCUGCAUAUUGGACGUCGUUCGGAACAGCCAUCGAUGCGUAGUUUACACCAGGCAAUGUUAACAAUAAUACCGAAAGCUCUCUGGUUCCUGGCAAUGUUGCAUUUUGCCGCUUACGUAAUGCUGCAAGCCAGUUUCUCACCGCGUGAUGUUCUCGGUUGGGCCAUAUUGCUUAACUUUUUAAUCUAUGUAACAUUACCCUUGCCAUUGAUUUUCCUUGGCCUAGUGGUUGGCUUUUGUACGUACUUCAAUUGUUUAAGUGUUCCUGUGGCUUUCUCUCGACCCGAUCCACUUAUAUCUGAUCAGGCAGCCGCUAAUGCUGUUUUGAUAGCCACUGGAGCUGUAAUUGGUUUGCUUUAUUAUUUUAUGGGCGAAGCCAAGCAGAAAAGGGCAUUUUUAGAGGCCAAGAAAAGUCUAGAGGUUAAGAUGGUAAUCGAGGAGCAAUCGGCUGAACAGGAACGCCUGCUGUUAUCCGUACUACCAAAACAUGUGGCUAUCAAGAUGCGUGAAGAUUUGGGCUCUUCCACUUCAGAGGCAUUCAAAAAGAUUUACAUGAGUCGACACGAAAACGUUAGCAUACUUUAUGCGGAUAUUGUUGGCUUUACUGCCAUCUCCUCAACAUAUAGCGCCCAAGAUCUGGUUAAAAUGCUUAACGAGCUCUUCGCACGCUUCGAUAGGCUUGCCGAGAAAUACCAACAACUACGUAUUAAAAUUCUUGGUGAUUGCUAUUAUUGCAUUAGCGGUGCCCCGGAUGAGCGUCCGGAUCAUGCCGUGAUGUGUGUACACAUGGGACUUUCUAUGGUUAAGGCCAUCAAGUAUGUGCAACAAAAGGCAAACUCACCUGUUGAUAUGCGUGUGGGCAUCCACACCGGGGCUGUCUUGGCUGGCAUUCUUGGCCAACGUCAGUGGCAAUUUGACGUUUACUCCAAGGACGUUGAGCUGGCCAAUAAAAUGGAAUCGAGCGGCAAGGCUGGACGCGUUCACAUUUCGGACAAAACCUUGGCCUUUCUCAAUGGUGAAUUCGAAGUGGAACCAGCAUUUGGUGAGAAACGUGAGGAACUGUUACGAAUUGCCGGAUUAAAGACAUUUUUUAUAACCAAAGUGGUUAAGCCGUUCGCUUCGCCGUGUGCCAAGAAAAUCAAUGAAACUCAGAGAGAAAAUUCGCAUAAUGGUUCGAAUGGUUCAACUGGCGGUGGAUUAGCUACAACUGAUGAUAAUGAGGCUACCUUAGAUGAUGAGGAACUAUUGGCAGAGAGCGCCACAACCAAUGGACAACAUCUUACACCCGAAGCGGAAGAUGAAGAGGAACAGGUUAAAUUGGAGAAUUUCAAGCAACGAUUGAAAGACGAACUAGUCACUAGAGAUGGACAUGAAAAUCUAACCAAGGACACAAAUAUAUUUUUACGUUUUAAGAAUCCUCAAUUGGAACAGGCCUAUGCCAUUUAUCGGGAGCCAUAUAGUUCUCUGCCAUUAUUGGCUGCUUUGUUGGUUCAAUGCAUUGAUGUUCUAUAUUCGUAUUUGGUUUUGCCUCGAUCCACAUUGCAUUUUAUUAAUAUAGCCGCUCCUUUGGUACCCAUUGCCAUGCUGGUGGUGAUUAGCAUAGCGGAGAGCUUUAGCGGGAUGUUGCCAAAGUUCUUUGUCGAUGUUAGUAAACGAUUCAAUGACAUUACCUUCGUGCGUGAACUGGCUGCCAUAAUUAUAGCCCUUACCAUUGGCCUUAGCAAUGUCAUCGACAUGUUCUUUUUUGUCACCUUCCUGCGCACAGAGCAUAUUGUUAGCGAAAGUGAAUUCAAUGCCACGGCCAGUGAGGUUAUAAUGGUCGAGGAUGGUGGUCAGAUAUUGGAAGAGGAGAUGGCAACUGCUGAACACCUGCUACCGGAAUCAUUUGUCGAACAAAUGCGCGAUGCAGUGCCCACAGAGCGUGACCUUUAUCCGUCCUAUUUGAGUAAUUUUGGUGUCUUAAUAUUAAUUGCAAUUGCCGUGAUUGCCCAGCUCACGCACCUAACAAAAAUACUAUUGCUAUUGUCUAUAGCAGCUCUGCAUUGCUAUUUCAACAUAUUUAUUAUGCAGGAUUUGUAUGCCCUUGAAGAUGAUCUGGCACAUCAACCCAUCAUAUCCACUCGUUAUUGCGCCUCGGGUCUACUUUUGGUGGCCGCCUUGGCUCUUAGCACUUUGGCACGACAUAUGGAUCACGAGGAUCGUGUGAUUUUCAAGUGGAAAACAGAAGUGGCCGAACAGAAGGAAACCGCCAACGAUAUGCGUCAACGUAACGAGGCUUUGGUCUAUAAUGUAUUGCCAGUUCAUGUGGCUGAACACUUUAUGAAGAACACAAAACGAUCCCAUGACGAUUUAUAUUCCCAAAGUUAUGCAGAAGUUGGCGUCUUAUUUGCCAGUAUGCCAAAUUUUUCAGAUUUUUAUUCAGAGGAAACCGUCAACAAUCAGGGUUUAGAGUGUUUACGUUUUCUUAAUGAAGUCAUCUCGGAUUUUGAUGCGUUACUCGAGUUGCCACAAUUUCAGGAUAUAAUAAAAAUCAAGACCAUUGGCUCUACAUAUAUGGCCGCCAGUGGCAUUAAUUUGCAACGAAAUCUACGUACGGAUGCCCCAAUUACUGAACGUUGGUCCCAUUUGGCUGUAUUGGUGGAAUUCGCUUUGGAACUGAAACAUGCAUUGCAGAAUAUCAAUGAGCAAUCGUUUAAUCAUUUAGUACUUAAAAUGGGCAUCAAUCACGGCCCCAUAACGGCCGGAGUAAUUGGUGCCAGGAAGCCGCACUAUGACAUUUGGGGCAACACGGUGAAUGUUUCAUCUCGCAUGGAGAGCACUGGCAAGGCAGGUGCCAUACAGGUGACCGAAGAGACUUGCAAUAUCCUACAGCAAUUUGGUUAUACGUUUCUGCAACGCGGCCUUGUGGCCGUUAAGGGCAAGGGUCAGCUAAUGACAUACUAUUUGCAGGGCAAAUCACAAUCGAAUCCAGAUCCUGCUGCCUCUGUGGAGUUGCAUGCCGAGACAACAGAAACGCCACUGGAGUUAACCACAGAGCUUGAGGUCGAUAUAAAGACGCCGCUGUUGAAACUAAAGAAUCCCGAUUCUGCACCAACGGAUGCUUCUGCCCCAGAAUCAUCGGUGGGCAAUGGCAAUGUUGCCGAAUCUCAAUCAUUGUUAGAGUAAAUUAAUUAAUUCCAAAUGGUCAUCUAAACAAUGAAUGUGAAACAAAGUUAACUGUUAUACAACAAGAACAAGUGAGCAUUAUACGAAAAAGAAGAAGAAGAGAAACUGUUAUACUUGCUAUAAAUUUGGU
Drosophila willistoni is the source of this 3973-nucleotide messenger RNA. It is a transcript of the gene Ac3, whose product is annotated as adenylate cyclase type 3. NCBI's taxonomy places the organism in Eukaryota, Metazoa, Arthropoda, Insecta, Diptera, Drosophilidae. Gene Ontology annotation, cellular component: plasma membrane. The record is from RefSeq and is a predicted model, not a curated record. Gene Ontology annotation, molecular function: adenylate cyclase activity. Bases 295 to 3843 code for a protein of 1182 amino acids. Gene Ontology annotation, biological process: adenylate cyclase-activating G protein-coupled receptor signaling pathway; cAMP biosynthetic process; intracellular signal transduction. The transcript is spliced from 17 exons.